This is a messenger RNA of Vicia faba (fava bean), 912 nucleotides long. The record is from the annotation of a GenBank genome assembly. NCBI's taxonomy places the organism in Eukaryota, Viridiplantae, Streptophyta, Magnoliopsida, Fabales, Fabaceae.
AUGAUACACAUAUUGUUACUGGUUAUGUGUUUGGUGACCAUUAUUACUGGUCACAGAGAUCAUGGUAUGCAGAGUGGGUUGAAAGAAGAUUUGGAAUUGGAGAGGCAAUUAAACAUCCUUAACAAGCCUCCUAUAAAGAGUAUUCAUACAAAGUCAGGAUAUAUAAUUGAUUGUGUUGACAUUAACAAACAACCUGCUUUUAAUCAUCCUUUGUUAAAAAAUCACAAAUUACAGAGAAAAUCAAUUUUUGAAAGAAACAUUAGUGAAACUAGAGGUCAAUCAAGCGCAAGUCAUUUAUAUGUUAAAAGAGGAGAAGGAGAUAACAUUGACAAAAUCUCAAUCGGAUGGCAUGUGUUUCCCGAAUUAUAUAAUGACAACCAAACACAUUUAUACUUGUUUUGGAUGUCAGGUAAAAAUGGAUGUUUUAAUAUGUUAUGUAAAGGUUUCAUUCAAGUUGAUAGAUCAUACACUUUUGGUGCACGUAUAUCUAUAACAUCUACUUUUGGCGGAACCAUAAUGGAAAUGCCACUUCAAAUUGCACAGGAUAAAGGAGGCAAUUGGUGGUUAAAAGUGUUAAAUAAGGAUGUUGGAUACUUUCCUGCAGCUUUAUUCUCCUCAUUCAACGGAGCUGAUCAAGUGGGAUUUGGUGGAUAUACUGUAACUCCUGCGGGUACUGAUAGUCCUACAAUGGGUUCCGGACACAAACCUGAUGGUGACUUCACUCAUGCAUCUUAUUUUAGGUUUUUGAAAUUUUUGAAUAAAAUUCAAAAACAUUUUGAUCCUCUACCAUUUAUGGUAGGAAUAGACAAUGAUGCACCUAAUUGUUAUGGUGUUACGAACUAUGAAGAUAGAAAAAGAAGUAACGGAUAUUCUAUUCAAUUUGGAGGACCGGGUGGUAAAUGUAGUAAUUAA